AAAAUGGCGAGUUCACAGAUGAAAAAUGGACGUCAUGCCAUGUGAACGGUGUUUACUUGCACACAUCUGUAUACAACGCUGAUUUUUCCUCUAUUCUACGCUUUCUACAGCGUGCACGUCAGUAUUCGCAAAGACGCUGGCAGGUGCAGACCCUUGCAAUGGCCGAAGUUCUUGGAGCGAUCGUCCCAGCGACCAAUGGUUUUCACGAUACACAGUCCGGGCUUAAAAUCCUCGUUGUUGGUGCUGGCAUCAGCGGACUGUCGGCUGCUAUUGGGCUCCGACAGCAAGGCCAUACAGUUCAGGUUUACGAACAAAGUCGUUUCGCCACUGAGGCUGGCGCCGCAAUCCAUCUAGCUCCCAAUGCCAAUGGCGUUCUGAAAAGGCUGGGGAUUGACGCUGCAGCCAGUGGUGCCAAUCUUAUGGAGAAGUUGACAGAAUACACUGCAACUGGUGAGCUUACGAGAGAGAUCGAUUUGAAAGAACCAAACAGCAUCUGGCAACAUGACUGGCUCCUGGCGCACCGUAUUCACUUACACGACGCCCUGAAGAGAGCUGCCACAAGCACGAUUGAAGAAGGAACACCAGUCAAACUCAAUCUAUCGAGUUCUGUCGUCGAAGUUGAUGCUGAGUCGGCGACUAUCACUCUCAAAGAUGGACGUGUCGUCAAAGGCGACGUGGUUGUUGGUGCCGACGGGGUGCAUUCUUUGACAAGAACUCGAAUCCCGGGUGGUGAUGCGCAAGUUUUUCCUUCUGGCAAGAGUGCUUUCCGCUUCCUCAUCGACCGCCAAGCGGCUCUGGACGACCCUGCCACCAAGAAAUUUGCCGAGAAGGCAGGCGAAUUGAUAAUAUGGUAUGGAACUGAUCGAAGAAUCGUCAUGUAUCCGACAUCCGACAACAAGCUGCUCAAUUUCGUCUGCAUCCACCCGGAGAACGAAUCUGGAGCCAGUGGUGAGGACUGGAACACAGAGGCGAACAAAAGCACACUUUUGAAGGUCUACGAGGGCUUCGACCCAGACUGCGUGGCCUUGAUCGGCAAAGCCAACCCUGAGUCGCUAAAGUCUUGGAAACUGCUCGACAUGCCGGUCAUUCCAACUUGGGUGAAAUCUAGGCUGGUGAUCAUGGGCGACGCGGCUCACCCGUUCCUACCUCAUCAAGGCCAGGGUGCAGGCGUCGCCAUGGAGGAUGCCGCAGCAUUGGCAGUGGUCCUAGAGAGAGAUUUGCGUGCCGAAGAUGUCCCUGAGCGACUCAAGCUUUGGGAAAGCAUCCGGUAUGAGCGAGCAAACCGCAUUCAAGAGUACUCGCGGCUUGCGGGACGGGAUGUCAAAGAAGGUGUGAAAGUCAACAUGAUCGAGUAUACGAACUACAAUUUUGGACACGAUGAAUUCGACAAUUCCGCCCAGAGACUUCGGGAAUGGAAAUGGGCACAAACACCACAAAUUUACUGGCGGAUGCCGAUAGCCUUUGGUCCAAUGCCUGGUCCACGCCAGAAUCACCAAGGUGUAGGCCGACAAUCAGAGCACUCGACGUUCACGACAGCGUCAAUCAAAUUCAAAACGUCCCGAACGGUUCUACAGAAUCUGUUCCCACCAGGCAACAAGAAGUACCGCUUCAAAUCACCGGGAACCGUGGCCUACUGCUCAUUUUCCCAGACCCAUCUGGACCAAAUGGAAUGGCUCGGUGGGUCCGGUUACAAGCAUAUUGGCUUGUACAUCCACGGCGUCGAGUACGUCAAGGACAACGGGGAUGUGAUCAGCGGCACAUACAUGCCGAUCUUGUUCGAGUCACUGACCGACCCUAUCGUCUCGGGCCGUGAAGAGCUGGGCAUGCCGAAAUUGUACUCGUCCAUUGAUGUGUACCGACAUGGCAGUGAAUCUUACCGGAUCAACACGGGUUGGCAAGGCUCCAUGUGGGGCAACUUUGUGCUUGAAGGUCUGAAGCCAGUCAGUGAUGUUGGCGCUAUAUCAGGCAAUCUCAGUGGCGAGGCUGAUGACGGCAUUUUGGUCUAUCGGUAUAUGCCCAAGGUGGGACGGACGAAUAAGGGUCAGUCGGCGGAGGAGCAUGCCGUAUUUGUCCCGUUCAAGGAGGAUAUGCCUCAGCCACAGUCGAAACGGGUUUGGCAGGCAUCGAAGGCGAGCUUCAAGAUCGAUGCCAUGGAUUGGAACGCCUUGCCUACAUUGCACCAUGUGAUCGCGAGGUUGCAAGAGAUCCCUGUCUACGAAAUUGUAGGUGCGAAAGUGGUCGAAGGGACCGGAGUUCCUGAUGUUGGAGCGGCCAGGAGAAUAGACUGAAAUACAUGCUCUUUUUUGGAGGACUGCCCGAGUAUUCCUUUGACAGAGUACAACCACAGUGCAACAUGAGUCACAGCAGAGUCAGGAUAGCGGACGCCAUGCCCGUAGGAAAGUAAGUUAUUCUGAUAGAUGUGAUGGUCUCCUCCACGUCAACAGGAGACGCUGUAGUGUUACGUGCUACGGGCUUCGGACUGGU
Messenger RNA from Exophiala viscosa, 2484 nucleotides. RefSeq lists its product as uncharacterized. Gene Ontology annotation, molecular function: FAD binding; lyase activity; monooxygenase activity. The transcript is spliced from 5 exons. NCBI's taxonomy places the organism in Eukaryota, Fungi, Ascomycota, Eurotiomycetes, Chaetothyriales, Herpotrichiellaceae. The record is from RefSeq and is a predicted model, not a curated record. Bases 159 to 2288 code for a protein of 709 amino acids.